AUAAUACAUUUUUUCAUCUUGUAACCCGAGUGGCAGAUGAAUAAUAUAUUAUUAAUACUUGCAACACAGUUGUUUUUUUUCACAUCAUUGUUGUAUACACGCAUUUUUUUUGUUUGUUUUCCAAUUUUUUCCCCAACAAACAAUUAUAUUGCAUGUCGACGCAUCAUGGCAAAUCAAGAGAUCAGUUUAAAAUGGAAUGGAUACCAAAGUAACAUUCUAAGUAACGUGAAAGACUUAUUUAGGGACGAAAGUUUAUCGGAUGUAACCCUCGUAUCAGAAGGUUUCAAUUUCAAGGCACACAAAGUUAUUCUCUCAGCAAAUAGUACAGUUUUUAAGAGUAUAUUUCAACAAAACCCCCACAAAGAUCCAAUUAUAGUGCUCCAUGAUAUCAAUACGGACUCGCUGCGAACUCUAUUGCGGUUUAUGUACAACGGCGAGGUCAAUGUGACUGAGGAAUUCCUGCCAAUUCUACUGAAGACAGCAGAGGUGCUGAGGAUAUGUGGCUUGUCCACUGGUAGUGAUACAUGCAAAGAUGAUGAGAAAACAGCUACAUCAACUCAAGCUGUACCUAAAAAAAGAAAGAAAAGUGAACAGGAAGAUAAUAAUAACAGAAGUCUCAAAAAACCUACACCAUGUUUAUCUAAACUUGAUACAGUUGUUGCCUUUACUAGUUCAGACAUUUCGAAAAACUCUGAUAUUGUCCCCAAAGAAGAACCAGUAGACUCCCCAUUGACCGAUUAUUCAGGAGAUAACACAAAUGAUACCGACAUAGCUGUACUAGACAAUAACUCAGAAAAAAAGUUUACAAUAAACCCUGAAAGUCCACCUAUUUUGAAGAAAGCUGUGUGUACAACAUCAACUUCUGACCGUCUAAAUAUAAAAAAGUGUAUAAACGAAGUGAGCAGUACACAGCCAUGUUUAAAUGUUGUUUGCGAAAAAAGUGUUGACCCAGAAGAUGAGAAAGAGAUAGAGAUAGACAAGGAAGUUGAAACUGUAUUGCAAAGUGGAACCAUUGUCGAGUCAUUGAGUAUAACGACGGAGAAUAUGAACAUUGUUUCUAGCGAGGCUCAGAGUGUGAAAGACAAAACCAGUACCUGCUAUGCCAGUCCGUCGUUCCCGUGCCCUUUUUGCCCUCGAGUUUACAAUAGCUGGGGAUAUAGGAGAAGACAUGUUAAAUCUCGACAUAUGACUAACAGAUUGUCCUGCAAGUGGUGCGUCUCAAUUCUCCCAUCAACAGGAGCGUGGUACUCCCACGCGACGCGCGCGCACGGCGUCCCGCACGAGGAGGCACGCAACUCCCUCGUGGUCAUGGUGGAGGCUCACGCGGUACUCACUCUCAAUGAGCCCAGCGUUGCCCAGCUGUUGGGCCAAGUGGGCAUAUCAGACAGCAAUACAGCGGAGAAGACCAAUUAGGGUAUGUGAUUUUUUUUAUUUACGUGACGCAAUUCUUCUUUAAUGCUGGCUGUACACGAUAGGUUAUAACGAUUGCCCACUAUGAAGUGCUGUCAUGUAAAGGGUAGUGAAGUGUGAUGGCAAAUAGUGUGUGUGAUGGUCUUUGGUUGUCAGUUCUUCGGCCUUACAUCAAAAGGUCUUUUUUUUUUUUUUUUUAAUUCUUUACAAGUUAGCCCUUGACUACAAUCUCACCUGACGGUAAGUGAUGAUGCAGUCUAAGAUGGAAGCGGGCUAACUUGUUAGGAAGAGGAUGAAAAUCCACACCCCAUUCGGUUUCUACACGGCAUCGUACCGGAACGCUAAAUCGCUUGGCGAUACGUCUUUGUCGGUAGGGUGGUAACUAGCCACGGCCAAAGCCUCCCACCAGCCAGACCUGGACUAAUUAAGAAAAUCUUAAUCUGCCCAGCCGGGGAUCGAACCCAGGACCUCCGUUUUGUAAAUCCACUGCGCCACGGAGGCCGUCAAGGUGAAUAAGGACGAUAUACAUGUCUCCUACUGUUUAGGGUGUCAAAUGGAAUUUGAUUUAAUUAAACUUGUUGUCAUGAUUAAAUAACAUCCACCAUCUUCUAAUCCAUUUUUCAUUAGUAACUAUUUUCUCGUAUACAGUAUGAAGAUAAAAGAAAGCCCUUUAUUAAUAUAUUGACUUAAUGAUGAUAGGUUACACGUCCAUCUUGUUUAAACUUCGAAUGCGACAAUGGGCCCACUAUGGUAGGUUGCACAUCAAAGAAGAGUAGGCCAGUGAUUAUUCAUAUUUGUAAUAUAUUGCUACUAAUGAAUACUAAACUUUGCUUGAAGAUGAGUUACAACCAUCACAUAGAAAUCUCACAUUUGAUGGGGCAGCCGCUAAAUUCUAUCGUGUAGCGCCAGCAUUACAUACAUACCUACCGGAUGAAAUGAAUUUUAAGAAAUAUAACUUUGGAGUGCAAUAAUCCACAAUUAUUGAUGUAUUGUCUGCAUUACUAUUGUUUAACACUUUGGCAAACACUUUACAUGUAUGUAUUGUAUGAUGAAAGAAUCAAAUAUAUUCUAAUUAUAUUAUAAAGUAUCUUGAAUUGAUGUGGAAAGUCACCUAUAGACCACCUAUAGACCAUUUGAGCUGUAAUGAGUUAUUUAUGCCAUAUGAAUUAAGAAAUAUAUACAUCAAAAAAUACGAGUAGGUUAUAUAUUUCUCUAAUUUUAAAAAUAAUAAUUAAAUUUAAAAUUGUAUGGAUUGUGUUAAAGUUGUAUUCAACUUAAUAAUAAUACGAAAUGGUCUGUAAGGCCUAGUUCGGGCUACUUUAGUAUUUUAGUUGAGUACAAACGAUUUUUUAAUUUACCUCCCAAAAAUUGUUUGUACUCGACUAAAAUACUAAAGUAGACGUACGGCCUGUAAAGGCUUUUAUGGCCAGUAUGAAUUUUAUUUUUACUUAUAAAACCGUCAUACUCUAGUUAUAAUCUUAAUUGAGAUAAUACUAUUUUUGCAAAACACAUUAAUAAAUCUUAAAUUUACUAACUAAAGUAGUAUUUAAUUUUUGGAAAGUCCAUCUAAAUAUGUUUUACAAAAAAAUAUUAUGGUCCAUAUUGUAAUAAUGUAAGGAUUUUAUCAUUAUUAAUAGGGCAUAGUUUAUUUUUGUAUAACUUUGGAAUUAUAAUCUAAUGAUCUCAACACAGUCAAGUCAAUGUUUAGUUAAUUAGGAUCCAUAAUAUCUGCAAAUCAAAGAAGAUAAAGGGAUGAAUUAAUGUACUAGGCAGGCAUUGUAUAGUUUAAAAAGAUCAUGUUUGGUUAUUAUUCUUCUUUAUCAGUCUAUUUUAAUGGCCUAUUACAGGGCAUCCCCCCUUAUAGGAGGGGGGUAUGGAGUUUAAACCCACCACUCUGACAAUGCGGGUUGGCGGGCGUUUGUAUUUACAAAAUAAUAGCUCAUUUUCAGCUAACUAUAUAGAUUCUGUAGUUAUUAGUUAUCUCAAAUUUCGUGUCAUUGAAUCCCUUGCUGCUCACAGAAUCAAAUAUUUAAAGUUUAAAUCACAUGCUUCGCUUUAGAUUCAAUUUUAGAAUCCUUCGCUUACUAAAUAUAGUUUUCUAAACAGUCAUGAUUUUAUAUUACCUGCUUACUAUAUUACACUUACGUACUUUCUUUAUUGAUAUACGGGACAUUUGUAUAUAAAAUAUUUCUUCCUGCAUUGAAGAGGCUCUUCUGCUUUCAAGAAUCAUCCCUUGAUCUUCUUACCUAGUCUUUCUAACAGCCAUAUUUGAGAUAUUGUGAUGUUCAUGUUGAAAAACAAUGAUAAGCAAUAUAUCUGUCAUAAAAAAAUAUGACAAUCACACUCAUUUCCUAAAAUGAUAAUGCGAAUAAUUUUUCAAUAUCACCCUUUAUAUCAAAAAAAAUAAUUAUAAAGGUGCUGAUAGACUAUACGUUCCGGAGAGUAUUCUAGCGAGCAGAUUUGUUUGAAGCUUUUUGCCGAGCCAAGCUGUGGUGGUCUCGACGCUACCGAUAUUUCAGUAUUUCUACCGAAAUACCAAACGAUUUUUACAUGAUUUUUUCGAAAAAAUGGAAGUCAUAGCACACGCGACCGUCACCGUCAUCUUCAUGAAGAAUAUCUUUGACGAGUAUCGAUUAGUAUGUUCGCUAAAAUUCUCAACAAGUUUGUAGCAAUAUUUGGGUCUAUGCAGUGACGUAGCGUGCCUUGGAGUAGCCCCGUAUCAAAAUUAGUUGGGAGGCCCUAUUAAUUAAGAAUAGAGAUUUCUCACAAAAGAAACAAUAAUGCUUGCUUAAAAUUAAUAUUUUAAUGACUUACCUAUUUAGGAUGUUUCCAACUUUUGGGGAGUACGCUUAUGCAAGGAAUUAAGUGAAAUUGUGGAUUAUAUUUUACUAAUUGCUAUUCGUUCGUUGUUCAGUUUGACAAAUAUAAAAAUGGUGAAUGUUCGAUGUUCUGUUACAAGUAAAUGCUCAAGUCUAUCAGCACCACUGACAAAGAUUUAAAUUGAUCGAUACACACAUUAGACUGGAUAUUUGCUUUAAAGAUUAAUGGAUCAUUUGUGGAUCCAAUGUGACAGUGUAUUACUAUCUGACGAUUUGAAUCUUUGUCCUUUCGAUACCGACUGAAAAAUUAGCGAUUAGGAAUCAAAUUAGGUGUAAGAAGAUAUUUUUAUACUGUACUUUUGGACGUGAAGUUAGAUUUAAGCCAAUAACAUGAAAUACUUAGCAAUAAAUUUAGUGAUUUCUAGUUAUAAGAGAUGGAAUAAAAGAUGAAAUGUAUUUUUUAUAUUAAUCAUUAGACCCAGAAUGCGACGUCGAUAUUAUAUUCUCGUGAAGAGAAAAAGUAUAUUAUAUUGACAAUUCAAUAGCGUCGGAGUACGAAUAUAGCUCUCUUUCAUCGUUAUCAACCCAUAUUCGGCUCACUGCUGAGCUCGAGUCUCCUCUCUCAAAGAGAGGGGCUAGGACAAAGUCCACCAAUGCGAAUUGGCAGACUUCACAUACGCAGAGAAUUAAGAAAAUUCUCAGGUAUGCAGGUUUCCUCACGAUGUUUUUCCUUCACCGUUUGAGACACGUGAUAUUUAAUCCACUGGGCUAUCGCGGCUCUCUUUCAUCGCAUCUCAACUAAAGAGAGAGGGCAAUAUUUUCAAUUCGGCUGCUAUUGGUCAAUAUUUGUCUUUCUCGUCUCGAGUUAUGUCGUGGUGCGCGGCCUUCAGGACGAGUCAUUUAUCAAAGAAAUUUACAGAUUAAGAAAAAGUAUCUUGCUUGCUAUACAAUACAUAUAAAAAGUAACCUUUAUAUAUUUUUGCAAAUAUAUUAUAUGGAUUAAAUAAAGCUUAUUGGAUAAAAAAAAAUAAAAGUGUAUAUUUUGUAUCGCUAUUUAAUGUAUUUAAGAGUGGAUUUGGAACAAUUACUUAAAACAAUCACACAUAUUAUACAUGGCAAAUAUUUAUGGGAAACUUAUGUGAACUAAUGUGAAUUCUACAUGCCAACAGUUCAAACAAUACACUUAAUUGACAAGAAAUAAAUAAUAAGAAACCCGAGUUUUUGACUGUACUUAUCACCAUAACCUGUCGUUUAAAAAGUGCUUGUAAACUGAGCCUACUUGACAUAAAUUUUGAUUUUUUCGAGUAAUGUAUUGAAAAAUCGAUCUUUUAAAAUUUUAUUACACAGCAACAUUGCUAGUUGGAUCAAGGUUUUUGGUAAAUGUGUAUUGGUGCAUGUAAAAACUGGAUUUUCCAAUAAAAACUCACAUAUAAACAAAAUACCCACAAUGAAGAUAUAGUGCCAUUUUGAAUUGUUUAUUAGCGUGUGCAUAAGGAAAAUAAUGCUGGAAACACAUAUGUAAAAUCCCACCCAAAAUUAUAGAAAUUAAUACGAAUUGAUGCGAUUCAAAAUGGCAUCGCCUAUUGUUAUAUUAUAAGUAUGACAGAGUGUUAAUAUUUAUCGGUACUAAGGUCAGUAAUAGUAUACAAAACAAAAAUCACUAAUAUAUAGUCGAGAUAAUAGAGUAUUUACGAAGAAUUCUUAUGGUAGACAUAUCAAAUCGUACAAACAAAUAUUCAGAGCUUCUCAAAUUGAUGUAAAAGGGUAAUUAUACGUAAAUUUAUUAUAUACGUAAAAGUUUUGAUUUUAUAAAAUGGUAAUACAUAAUAUGAUAUUAUAUAAUUUUGUCGUUUAGCAUUUUAAAUCGCGAAUGUGAAAAUUAGGCCAAAAAUACCAGAUAAUAUUGUAUUAGUAUGUAAGACUAAAAGAGUCUUUAGAAGAUAAUAAUUAUCCAAAAUGAAGAAUACACUAUUAAAAGUAAAAUAAAAGUACACAAUGAAGGAAUUACUAUUAAUGGCAUAAGUCCUAAGUCGUGUUUUUGUAACUACUACUAGAGAAUAAAUGUUUAAUUCACAUUCGCGAUUUCCAAUGCUGUAUGACGAUUUGUGAUAAUUAUUACAGAAUUGGUAUUCUAAUAAAAUAAAAUAACAUUUUUUUUCACCAGUAAUAAUAAUUUUUAGACGCAAAACAGAAUAAUAAUAACUGGAUAUUUGUAUAUUUAAGAGUAAAUAAUGUGAUAAAAAUAGAUCUAUUGCAUAUUUUUUCUAAAAUUACUUAUUUUUAGGUGAGUCUAGUUUUUGUCAUGAUACACAGUUUUUUUUUAUUUUUAUUUUGUUAUUUUCCGGUCACACACCUAGUUACGUGCACUUUGAGAAACAUUUUAGAUAUUUAAGUAAUAAAUAAGUUACCAAAGCAAUUUCGAAUAAGUUGUUUACUGUGAGCGAAAUAAGAAUGUGCAUAUUUUUAUAUGAAAUGUGUAUUAAUUGGAAGAGAAAAAAGUUUAGGUGUCGCUUUAAAUUUUGAAAUGUAUUGUAUAAUUUAAUAUACUUAACUCUAUUGAGAACAUUAUAUUUUACUAAAGCAUAACAAAAACGCAGUUGUGUAGCUAGAUGGUAGAUAUGCAGUAGAAUUUUAUAAAUUACAUGGAUGAGGUAAUGUUCGCAGAAGGAAAGACCACGUUGAAUAAAUAUAAUGGAAAUAUCAGGAUUUACAGACUUUUCACUUGAAAUACGCCAAAAUGGAGAUGAUGACUAGGUUUGAAUAUAUUGAUUUUUAUGAUACAUUGGGGUAAAUAUGGUCAAUGUUAACUAAUUUAUACAUAAAAAGCAAAGAUUGUCUGGAUAUUUCCAAAAUAAAUGAGGUUAUAAAAUUUCAAAAUCUUAUUAAAAAUCUUUUAUCGUAAUUAGUUGAAAAUUCAUACAGUUUUAGCUUCCUUAUAUUAAAUGUGAUAUUUUUUAAUACAUAAACAUAAACGCACAAAUAACAAAGGUAUUAGUAAUUUUGUUCGAACGCACAUAAAAAUCUAACGAUCAUUACAUUACGUACGACGUCAUUAGUUCGUGCCAUUUUGUAUGGAGCGUUUUUCAGGGAUCCGCGGCAGCGCCGCAAAUCUGACCCUUUAAAACCCUGUAGCUCCGAAAGUAAUGAUCGCAGAUACCCUGUCACUUUGAUAAAAUUACUUUACUAUUAGCAUACUCUUAAUUUACAUACAAUUUAAAAAACUGUCAUCAUCCCUAUUGUCAAGUAAUUACCUCUUAUUUGUAUGUAAAAUUUCACGCCAGAAACGAAAAGAAUCGCAGAUAAACACAUUUUCUGCACCGGAAAAAUUUGUCUACGUAUGUCUUUUUAAACAAUUUUUGUAACUUAUAGUGGUUCUACUGCUUAUCCUUAUAAAUUUUUUUUAAAUAAAAAUUGUUCUAUAGGUACUAGCUACUCAACUGAUUCUAUGUACUAAAACUCGUAAUAAAUGGCUUUAAUCUUGGGAAGUCAAAACUAUAAUUAUGUAAAACCUACAGUAAUAUAUCGAGCAGUGUAUGCUUAUUUAAAUGGAGAUUAAAUAUAUUUUUUACGACAAGAA
This is a messenger RNA of Bicyclus anynana (squinting bush brown), 7806 nucleotides long. RefSeq names its product modifier of mdg4. Gene Ontology annotation, cellular component: nucleus. The transcript has 6 exons. Lineage: Eukaryota; Metazoa; Arthropoda; Insecta; Lepidoptera; Nymphalidae. Bases 37 to 1413 code for a protein of 458 amino acids. The record is from RefSeq and is a predicted model, not a curated record. Gene Ontology annotation, biological process: regulation of transcription by RNA polymerase II. Gene Ontology annotation, molecular function: protein binding.